Molecule: messenger RNA, 3328 nt
Organism: Gorilla gorilla gorilla (western lowland gorilla)
Lineage: Eukaryota; Metazoa; Chordata; Mammalia; Primates; Hominidae
Gene: TBC1D15
Product: TBC1 domain family member 15
Exons: 17
Coding region: 123-2213 (696 amino acids)
Biological process (GO): activation of GTPase activity
Molecular function (GO): GTPase activator activity
Source: RefSeq, a predicted model, not a curated record
UCUCUGAGCCCAGUUCAGCACGCACGCGUCAGGCCGCUUUUUUCCGCCCGGCCCCUUUCCUCCACUCCCUUCCCGCCACUCCCCGCCCCUUUCCCGCCCGGAUGUUAUUCUAGUUUUGCCGGAUGUUGUUGUAUGUCCGAGAGACACGUGAGGUUCUGCUACGUCAUUACCAGGCACGCGCAGGAAACAUGGCGGCGGCGGGUGUUGUGAGCGGGAAGAUUAUAUAUGAACAAGAAGGAGUAUAUAUUCACUCAUCUUGUGGAAAGACCAAUGACCAAGACAGCUUGAUUUCAGGAAUAUUACGUGUUUUAGAAAAGGAUGCCGAAGUAAUAGUGGACUGGAGACCAUUGGAUGAUGCAUUAGAUUCCUCUAGUAUUCUCUAUGCUAGAAAGGACUCCAGUUCAGUUGUAGAAUGGACUCAGGCCCCAAAAGAAAGAGGUCAUCGAGGAUCAGAACAUCUGAACAGUUACGAAGCAGAAUGGGACAUGGUUAAUACAGUUUCAUUUAAAAGGAAACCACAUACCAAUGGAGAUGCUCCAAGUCAUAGAAAUGGGAAAAGCAAAUGGUCAUUCCUGUUCAGUUUGACAGACCUGAAAUCAAUCAAGCAAAACAAAGAGGGUAUGGGCUGGUCCUAUUUGGUAUUCUGUCUAAAGGAUGACGUCGUUCUCCCUGCUCUGCACUUUCAUCAAGGAGAUAGCAAACUACUGAUUGAAUCUCUUGAAAAAUAUGUGGUAUUGUGUGAAUGUCCACAGGAUAAAAGAACACUUCUUGUGAAUUGUCAGAAUAAGAGUCUUUCACAGUCUUUUGAAAAUCUUCUUGAUGAGCCAGCAUAUGGUUUAAUACAAAAAAUUAAAAAGGACCCUUAUACGGCAACUAUGAUAGGAUUUUCCAAAGUCACAAACUACAUUUUUGACAGUUUGAGAGGCAGCGAUCCCUCUACACAUCAGCGACCACCUUCAGAAAUGGCAGAUUUUCUUAGUGAUGCUAUUCCAGGUCUAAAGAUAAAUCAACAAGAAGAACCAGGAUUUGAAGUCAUCACAAGAAUUGAUUUGGGGGAACGCCCUGUUGUUCAAAGGAGAGAACCGGUAUCACUGGAAGAAUGGACUAAGAACAUUGAUUCUGAAGGAAGAAUUUUAAAUGUAGAUAAUAUGAAGCAGAUGAUAUUUAGAGGGGGACUUAGUCAUGCAUUGAGAAAGCAAGCAUGGAAAUUUCUUCUGGGUUAUUUUCCCUGGGACAGUACCAAGGAGGAAAGAACCCAAUUACAAAAGCAAAAAACUGAUGAAUACUUCAGAAUGAAACUGCAGUGGAAAUCCAUCAGCCAGGAACAAGAGAAAAGAAAUUCGAGGUUAAGAGAUUAUAGAAGUCUUAUCGAAAAAGAUGUUAACAGAACAGAUCGAACAAACAAGUUUUAUGAAGGCCAAGAUAAUCCAGGGUUGAUUUUGCUUCAUGACAUUUUGAUGACCUACUGUAUGUAUGAUUUUGAUUUAGGAUAUGUUCAGGGAAUGAGUGAUUUACUUUCCCCUCUUUUAUAUGUGAUGGAAAAUGAAGUGGAUGCCUUUUGGUGCUUUGCCUCUUACAUGGACCAAAUGCAUCAGAAUUUUGAAGAACAAAUGCAAGGCAUGAAGACCCAGCUAAUUCAACUGAGUACCUUACUUCGAUUGUUAGACAGUGGAUUUUGCAGUUACUUAGAAUCUCAGGACUCUGGAUACCUUUAUUUUUGCUUCAGAUGGCUUUUAAUCAGAUUCAAAAGGGAAUUUAGUUUUCUAGAUAUUCUUCGAUUAUGGGAGGUAAUGUGGACCGAACUACCAUGUACAAAUUUCCAUCUUCUUGUCUGUUGUGCUAUUCUGGAAUCAGAAAAGCAGCAAAUAAUGGAAAAGCAUUAUGGCUUCAAUGAAAUACUUAAGCAUAUCAAUGAAUUGUCCAUGAAAAUUGAUGUGGAAGAUAUACUCUGCAAGGCAGAAGCAAUUUCUCUACAGAUGGUAAAAUGCAAGGAAUUGCCACAAGCAGUCUGUGAGAUCCUUGGGCUUCAAGGCAGUGAAGUUACAACACCAGAUUCAGACGUUGGUGAAGACGAAAAUGUUGUCAUGACUCCUUGUCCUACAUCUGCAUUUCAAAGUAAUGCCUUGCCUACACUCUCCGCCAGUGGAGCCAGAAAUGACAGCCCAACACAGAUACCAGUGUCCUCAGAUGUCUGCAGAUUAACACCUGCAUGAUCACUGUUCUUGCUUUUUUGGGAAGAGACACUUUGUUGCAACCCUUUUUCAAGUACUUGAAAGUUGAAAAUUUAAAAUCUUGGUAUUGAUCAUGCUUUAAGGUUUAUGUAAAGAAAGUGUACUGAUGUUCUUACAUUAAAGCUUUACAAAGAUUUAAACUAAUUAUUUUUGUAGUUACUUCUACCAAAUAGCCUUUCCUUUUCGAUAACAUUCCUCAGUAUUUUUAUAGCCAAGUACAUUUUAUUUUCUUGCUGAUGAACUGGAAUUGGAUAAAUAUUGCAAGUGGAUGAGUUGGAAAUUAUGCACUUUGAAAAACAUUCACUUUGUUUAAGCUUGUUGGGUUUCAGAUUUGAUUAAAUUAAAUGUGGAGGCUUUCUAUAGCAUUCUAAGCUGAGAAGUAGAUUGUUACCCAGUAAUGAAAUAAAAAAUAAAAAUAAAAGGAUUUUUUUCUCUAUUGUUUACGACAUACUCAGCUUAAAUAUUUAUGCUGGUCAAAUGUGAUUUAAAUUGGACAUUUUCAUCAAUGCAGUCUAAUGUGUAGAUAAAUUAUUAUUUCAACCAUAAUAAGUGGAUUGGCAGUAUAUUUUUUACAUUGAACUUUUCUUCACUUGUAUAUAAAGAUUAUAUAUAAGUACUUAUUUAUGAGUAUAAGAAAGGUUAGGCAUAUUUUCAUUAACUGAAUAAAUGACUAUUGAUUUAUAUAACCUGGCUUAUCAAAAUUUAACAUGGCUUCAGUAUGAGAUCUUUUUCAAAACUAUUUUCUUAAACAUUUAUUUCAUGAGAUUAUGUUCAACCCUGUACCUGGUGUAAUUUUAAAAUUAAUUGCUUGUAACCUCACUUUACUAAUAACGUUUAUUAUCUUUCCUAAUAAUGCAUUAACUGAUUAAUCAGGUGUUUAAAUUUUUAUAAAAUACUCUUUGCAAAAAGUUUAUUUGAAAAAUUUCUAGAUGGUCUCAUGAGUUUCAAAAUAAUAAUUUUUGUGUAUGAACAAAGCUGUUGUUUUUACCAUGCAGUAUUGCAUGAUUUUAAGUUAUGUGGAAUUAACAUAACUGAUUUUGUUUUAAUUGUAAGUUGUUAACUCCUGUAUAUAUCAUUAAAAUAAAUCUGAAGUUGAA